AUGACGACCCCGAACAACCUGAACACCGACCCGCUCGUGCUCACGAACGAGGGGAACAACUUCAGCAACAGUAACGUCGCGCAGCCAAACGGCAACGGAAGUGCCAGCGGGCCGACCGUAUCCGAACACGCUGUCAACGCAAAGAACAGCCUAUUGAACUGUAAGCUAACCAACAAAACCAGUCUUAUCGCACUGUGCCCACGCACGCAAUCCGCAACACUCCCUAACAGCCUCACAGCAGCGUCUUCAGCAAUGUCUGCCGUUAACAACCACCCCGCUACCCAAAACUUCAAGGACACAGUUGCCAAUGGCCCUGUGGCACAGAAAGCGAAGGCUGAGGCAUCAGCGACACAGAACGAGUUCGCAGAUCUCGCAAACUCACGCCAGACGCCCGGCCAGCCCGCCGCUACCGGCCAGCCCUUGACACACUACCACAGCCUGUUCUACCGCCUACUCAGCUGGAGGAACCCUCGCGCGACCGGCCUUACCUUCGCCGCAGUUGUCGCCUUCAUCUUCGCCGCCCGCUACCUCAAUGUUUUCCGAUACAUUCUUAAGGCUGUGUGGGUGACUCUGGGUAUCACGGCUGCCGCGGAGGUUGGUGGACAACUCACCAUCGGCAAGGGCCUUACGUCCCAGUUCCGCCCGCGUCAGUACUUUACCGUCCAGAAGGCCUCGCUUGAGCGUUUCACCGAAGACAUCGAGCAGUUCAUCAACUUCUUUGUCAUCGAGUCCCAGCGCAUCGUCUUCGCCGAGAAUGUGUACACCACUAUCGCUGCCUUUUUUGCUUCGUUGACUACCUACUUCCUGAUCAAGUUCGUCCCGCUCUGGGGUCUUGCCCUCAUUGCCACCAACGUCGCGUUCCUCGGUCCUCUCAUCUACAUUCAGAACAAGGAGGUUAUUGACGCUCAGCUCGAGAAGGGCUACCACAUUGCCAACCAGCAGGCGACCCAGCUUCGUGACCUAGCCGCCGAGCACACUGGUAACGCGACUGCAUCCAUCAAGGGAAUGACUCAGCAAUACACCAACAAGGCACAAGAGACGAUCAACCAGUACCGUGGCCGCUCGUCUUCUCCGGAGGUCAAGCGUGAGGAUUUCCCCGCUGCACCGAAGGACGAGCCCGUGGCCGUAACCACGAAGGAGCCUAUCGCACCUAAGCCUGUUGCCGAGCCUGCCCUCUAA
Molecule: messenger RNA, 1179 nt
Organism: Paraphaeosphaeria sporulosa
Lineage: Eukaryota; Fungi; Ascomycota; Dothideomycetes; Pleosporales; Didymosphaeriaceae
Exons: 5
Coding region: 1-1179 (392 amino acids)
Source: RefSeq, a predicted model, not a curated record